Molecule: messenger RNA, 1022 nt
Organism: Brassica oleracea var. oleracea
Lineage: Eukaryota; Viridiplantae; Streptophyta; Magnoliopsida; Brassicales; Brassicaceae
Product: transcription factor HEC1-like
Exons: 1
Coding region: 117-773 (218 amino acids)
Biological process (GO): regulation of DNA-templated transcription
Molecular function (GO): protein dimerization activity; DNA-binding transcription factor activity
Source: RefSeq, a predicted model, not a curated record
UUGCCAUUUCUCACGCAUACCAAUUAGGCUAAUACCAAUCAUCUAAAAAAAUCCCAAAUUUUCAUUUUUGUAAGCUUUUCUCGGUUUCUCUCCAUACCGAUUUCAACAGCUUCUCUAUGGACUCUGACAUAAUGAACAUGAUGAUGCAACAAAUAGAGAAGCUUCCUGAGUUUUGUAACACAAAUCCCUCUCUCAUCGAUCACAACAACAACACUAACCCUUUUCUGCUCAACUCAAACCAUAACCACUCUGACUCAAUGACUCCCGAACCCGGAUUACUCACUAACCCUUCUUCUCUCUCUCCCAACACAAUUUACUCUUCCGUUUUGCACGAAAAAAGAAGCACUAGUAGCAACACCAAUAGCACGAACAUGGAAGCGAUGCGAGAGAUGAUCUAUCGAAUUGCCGUGAUGCAACCGAUACAUAUCGACCCCCAGGCCGUAAAGCCACCUAAGAGGAGGAACGUCAGAAUCUCUAAAGAUCCACAGAGUGUGGCUGCUCGUCACCGAAGGGAGAGGAUAAGCGAGAGGAUUCGGAUUUUGCAACGUCUUGUUCCUGGUGGGACCAAGAUGGAUACAGCUUCGAUGCUCGACGAAGCUAUUCAUUAUGUGAAGUUUCUAAAGAAGCAAGUGCAGACGCUGGAGCAACAAGCGGUGGAUACUAGCGGCGGUGGAAUGACGGCAGCGGUAAGUGGUGGUGGUGGAGUGAUUAUGAAAGGUUGUGGAGCAAUGGGGACUCAUCAGAUGGUGGGCAAUGCACAGAUUCUCAGAUGAUGAUUGAUUAUUUUUAAUUUUACUAUUAUUAUAUUGAUAUCCGAUAAAGAAAGUAAAAUGAUUCUAGGUAGGGUGAAGUUAACUUAAUAAAAUGGAACCAUAAGAGUCUUUUAACUUUUUCCUGUUUAGAUUAUGUGUGUGUGUCUGUGAUGGACUGAUGGUUUUAAUGUCAGACUCUCCAUGGUUUUGGAGUGAGUUCUAAAUUAGGAACUACUAUGAUCGUAUCUCUGUUAAUGGAAUAAUUUGGGA